Molecule: messenger RNA, 3015 nt
Organism: Aureobasidium musti
Lineage: Eukaryota; Fungi; Ascomycota; Dothideomycetes; Dothideales; Saccotheciaceae
Source: the annotation of a GenBank genome assembly
AUGCAGCUCAAACCAAUUUGCAUCGCUCUCAGCCAGUCGACCCUAGCGUUUGUGGGCAAUCACAGAAAUGUCGACAACAUCAUCCAAAAUCUCGAAAAGCUUUCGAAAACAUUAGAGGAAAUCACUACACGGCCAGACACUUUCGAUAACAAAUUAGCCGAUUAUGUCUUCUUUCCCAUCUCUCAGGUUCUCAAAGCGAGUCGAGAUCUUCCAGUUCAGGCCAUGGAAGCAUGUUUACGAUGUCUCGUCAUUCUCAUCUCCAAGGGCUGGACGGCAAAGAUCGAUUCGAAUCUGAGUGGCCAGCUUCUGAUCUUCUUGACCCUCACUUGCGAUACUCCUGGAAAGACAGUACCUACAGGACUCGCCACGGAUGAGCUUCGCGCAGUUGGGUUCCAAUGCAUGCAGGCACUCUUCCAAUCUUUGAGUGCAAGUUAUGAAGGGAAAGCCUCUCUGGUUGGUACUGCAAAUGUUCCUUCUCUGGGACAUGCUGUCUCAGUGGUUCUCGCGGGCAUUGUGGACGGAGAGUCUUUCCAGGUCCAACUAUCAGCAGCGAAUGCUUUGAAAGCCCUGGCUUCUUGCAUAGAUGACCUGGAAGUGCUGUCAAGCUUUUUACCCGGUAUCGUGUCAUCAUGGACCAAAGCUCUCACUCCAAGCACGAAAAGUCGGCGACAUUGGAGAGUUCUUGUAGCUGGCUUGCAGACUAUUGAAUCUCUUCUCAAAACACUCCUUGGCGAUAGAGUGGUCGAUCAGCUAUCAUCCUCAGCAGAAGAGAAGACUGCUUUGAACGAACCAAAAGUUACAAAACUCGAUGGCAGCUGGGUGAAAGCGACAGCAGCGCAGUUGAAGGUUGCGAUAGCAAACAUUGACAGACUACGUACGCACGAACGUCCAGAAGUACAGGAAGCCGUUCUAGAGCUCAAUUUGACACUUCUCUCGGAAUGCAGCCAUGCAUUAGCAGACUCUUGUGCUUUAGCAGCAGAGACUGUAUUAUUGCUCAUGCAAGCAGAUUCAAAUGCUGCUUACAAAGACAAGAUUGCGGCUUUGGCCCAGAACAAUCCAUCCAUCUCCGAUGUUUUGUCGACAGUAUUCCGUAAUGAACAGCUAUCUCUGGUGCGGAUUAUGCAGUCGAAUGAUGAUCAGGCUAAAGAGCGAUCACUCGGCAAGCUGUUUGGCGCAUACACAAUACUGGCUGGCACAGAGAUUGAUAUGUCAAUGAUAUCAAGGAUGCUCGGAAGCGGUCUCAAAGAUAGUGUGACAACAAUCCUGCAACAUUCUGUCGACUCCAAAGCAAAGAAUCCUCGAGUUACAUCUGUAACCAUCUCCGAUCUCUCAGUUCAGACGAGUCAGAAGUCGCUGACAUUUACUUCACCACUGGCUGAGUUCAAGACUCAAGAAACAAUACUGAACUACAUAAGUCGGAUGCUCAAGGCUUUGAAGGACGCACAUCCGUCUCUAAGCCUCGCUUCGGAUCUCAUGCUGGCGUUAAGAACAUCGGAGAAGACCACUCAGAUUGCAACAUUCUGGCUUAUAUUACAAGAUCUUCAGAACAAUAGCGAUGAAGUUGAUGGCUUCAUGAACGAUAUGCUGGUCGGCGAUCUAUACUCCAGAGAUCACUCUUUGUCGUUACGAGAACAGUUAUACUCUUUCUCUCUGGAAGUGCUAGAAAAUGACGAAUCCACAGACUGGCGACUCCAAAGCCUGGCUCUUGAAGCUGUCGCAUUGCAUGCACAAAAGCAUGGCGUCGACUUUAGGGGCGAGCUCGUGGAAGCAUUAUAUCCUAUCCUCCACCACCUUGGUUCGGAAUCAGGCUAUGUUCGUAAUCAUGCAAUGACAUGUCUGAACAUUGUUGCAGACGCGUGCAAAUACUCUGAUGCAGGCGAGCUCAUCGUUUCCAAUGUCGACUACCUCGUCAAUGCUGUGGCGUUGAAGCUCAAUGCCUUUGAUGUAUCACCGCAAGGCCCACAAGUUUUGCUCAUGAUGGUGCGAUUGGCUGGUCCAUCACUGCUGCCAUACCUGGAAGAUACAUUGGAAAGUAUCUUUGCUGCAUUGGAAGAUUAUCAUGGCUAUACUACUUUGGUGGAGCUUCUGUUUGCUGUUCUUCGGACCAUGGCUGAAGAGGGAGUCAAAUCACCUAUGCUCGCCAUAACCAAUGGAUCAGAGAUACCCAACAAGGACUCCAGCCGAUGGAAGCCCGCUGACCUCGAGGAACUUAUUGAAAUCAUCAAGAGCCUCUCACAGAAGCCAGCCGAUGCUCUAGACCCACCAACCCGACUACUUGAUCCCGAAGACGAGGCGACUGAGGACCAACCCGACGAGCCAGAACCAACAGAAUCCACGCCACCAGCUCCCAAAACUUACAACCUCCUCCUCAAAAUCACCCAACUGACCCAACACUAUCUUUCCUCCUCGUCACCCUCGUUGCGAACCUCCCUCUUCUCCCUGCUCACCACCACAAUCCCCUGUCUCGCAAAACACGAAAACUCGUUUUUGCCACUCGUCAACACGCUAUGGCCGGAAGUUACUUCAAGACUGUUUGACACGGAAACGUAUAUCGUGAGUGGCAGUCUGAACAUCAUAGCUACCAUGUGCGAACACGCAGGCAGCUUCAUGCGCACGAGAAUCGAUUCUCUAUGGCCUGAAUUGCUUUCCUUGCACCGAAGAUUGUGGCUAGAGAUCAAUGCCUCCAAACCCAAAUCGCAGCAGAGCAAAAACACCUCAAAACACCUUGCCAUCACAACACAAACUCUAGAAUUGGGAUAUGUGGAUACAUCGACCAAGUCGUUGGUGAACAGUCUGCAGGGGUUGCUGGUUGCUGUGGUAAAGUUUGUAGAGGUGGAUGCAGAGAGAUUUGACGAUGUGUUGAGGAUGCUAGGGCCCGUUUGCCAAUUGCCAGAAGAUGUGAGAAGGAGUUUGGAAGAGUUUAAUGGGGAUGCAGUGUGGUUGGCAGAGUAUAGGGAUAAACCAUGGCCACUGAAAACACCUACAACCUCGAGAUUUGCAUUUGCAAAGGCUUAG